UGUAAAACUUGUAAACAACGAAAAAGUACAUUUUGAAUAUGAAACCGGAAACAGAUGUCGUUGUGCACACCAAUCAUGAUCGAGGAAUAGACAAGCUCGUCUGUUAUUGGUGCACAGAUCGUUGCACUUUUCCACCGACCAAUCAGAAACGUGAACAGACAGAAACUCCCCGUUGAUUGGCGAAGAGUGAUGCAUGAAUAUUGUGAUGCAUCCCUAACAACAGUUACGCUACCAACAGGCCGAGAUUGAUCACAUGUGCGAAAAUAAUAAUUAUUCAAUCGAUUCUUAAAUAUUAUAAACGGCUGAUUUUUUCAUUUUGUAAAUAAUUGAAAACAUUAUAUUUUUCGGGUAAUACGGCAUCGUGUGUUGUAUUGGCGUGUGAUUUAUAAAUUGAAAUGAAAGUAACAAGCUAACCUCUGUGAUGUUCUGAUUUUUGUUGUAUAUUAGGUUAAUAUUUUUUUAGUGAAAUAAUACACGGAAAAAUGUAAGGUGCACAUGCUAUACCUUUCAAAAAAUUUAUCCAACAAUUAACUUCACUUCAUAUAAAAACAAUAGGAAAUAAUAAGUGUGAAGUGAAUUGAAUAGUAAAAUUUUUAGACAAGGAUAACCGAUUCACCAAAAGGUACAGAUACUGUCCCAAACAUUUUUCCGUGUAUGUAUAUAUAGUUAUAACACAAAUAUAGAAGAAAAUAAGAAAAAUAUUACUAAAGAAAAAAAAAGGUGAUUCGAUUGUUUAUAGUGUUGAAAAAAAUGUUGAUUGGAUUAUCACGCGGCUUAUUGGAUAUAGAUUUACAAAUUUCAAAGGGAGGUCCUAAAAAGCAUCCCUUAAUGUAGUUCGAUGAGGCUCAGGUUAGGGACAACUGUGCAUUGAACAGAGUGUGAUGAGUAACAGUGGUUUUCGAGGAAGAGGCUUCGGACCGCGAAGUAAUCGUCCACAAAAACCACACGGUGGUUUUAAUGCUCCCCAUCCAAAUUUUAAUCAAAAUCGUCGACCAAAUCCAAAUCAUCAAAAUUUCAAUUCAAAUUUAAAUUUUGGACCACAACGACGACAGGGUCGAUCACCAGGUGCUGGUGGUGGACAGGAUGGUUGGCGUGAUAAUUCCGAAAAUCGAUUCAAUCGACAUUCUGGUAAUGGACCACAAUAUCCGGGACAUAAUCCAGGACACCAAAGACAUUAUUAUAAUAAUGGACCGGGAAAUUUUCAUGGAUUUCGACCAUCGAGAUUUCCAUGUCCAAGAGGUGGUCGGGGACCGAUUAGAGAUUCCGAUCGAAUUAAUCGCGAUCCAAGACAACAGCAACAAUUACAGCAACAACAUAUGCAUCAGCAGCAGCAGCAACAACAACAACAAAGGUAUAUUCGCGACGGUGAGAAGAGAAAUUUCUUCGAUGAUUAUCAAGAACCGCAUUUGGGUUCAGAGGAGGAACGACAGCAGAAAAUAUCCAAGACGGUGGAUAAAUUGAAACAAACAUUAUCGUCAUUCACCGAGGAGGAUAGUAUUAAUUUUUGGGAGGAUAAUUUUUCACCGCAAUCUGUUGUUUCUGAUGAUCCAUCAACAUCACAGAAAGGUAUUCCCGAACUCAGGCACGGUCCACCUGAACUCGAUUUAACGUUUAAUGACUUUAAAGUCAUUGGUCGUGUUGAUUUGGAUACAACAUUAAGGACUGAAACAAAUGUCACGGGAAACGAACAGGAUAAUACUGUAUUCAAUGGGACGAGUGAGAAAGCAAAACUUUCGAGACAAAGUUCAAAGGAUGCGGAUCCAUUUGGUGAGGAUUGUUUAUAUCUGGACGAUCCGCAGGAGGAGUCAUUUAUUUCUCAUCUCGACACGAGGAUUGCAAAUUGUGACGUGAAUUUCUCUCAACCAACAACAUCGAAUGUUAAUGAAUUUAAUUCCCAAGAACAAUGCGAUCAAUCGGUGGAAUUUCUCGCAAGUGAAAAAAUAAUUUCCGAAUUUCAAAUUGAAGAAAGAAAUGACUUGCUGUGCGAGACUAAUGAAAAUUUACAAUUUGACAUUGAUCCUCAAUUCAAUGAGAAUGUCACCGAAGUACAAACAGAAUUAACAAAUUUUAAUAAUGGCUCAUUAUUCGAUCAGACAAUUGAGGGGAAUUUUGAAGAAACAACUGACAAUGCAGUUAUUGAAACGAAUUUUCCCUUUGAAAAAUCGAAUAAUCAAAUUCAAGAAGAGUUGGAUAAUGAAUUUACAAAUGAUUUUGUUGGUAAUUCACAGCAAACAAAACCGGACGUUGAACUCUUCACUGCCUUUAAAUCAACUGAGCCGCCAAAAGAAAUUCUCCAAGAAGAAUCACAAAGUUCGAAUUUACCAUUUGAACAACAGGAUGUUAAUACAAGAUUAUCAGCUGAUAUUGAACAAUCGGCCGAUAUUCUUCAAAAUCAAAGUGAAUUGCAAGAUUUACAAUCAGCUUUCGAUCAAAGUCAGGGACAGGUACAAAUUUUUGAUUCUACCGAAGCAUUACCCGAAUUAUCGCAACAAGAAUCGAAUUUAUUCUUCGAGCAAUUGGAUCAAAUGGAGGGGAAUUUCCCCCAACCGGAUCAGGAUUCAACAACAUGUAAAGAAGACGAGACGAAAGUUUCCGACAAUGACGAAAUGAGUAAUCAAUCAAAGGAAAAGAGAUUUAUCCGCGACGAUGAGACGACCCUACCAUCGAGCGAUGAAACCCAACAAUCAAAUUCAAUAUUCGACGAUGCAAAUCAAGAAAGCGAGAGUAAUAUUCCCCUGCAACCACCGCCUAUUUUCGAAUUACAAGAAUUAAUGAAUCAAUAUUCAGAUAGUUCCGAUUCAUUUAAAAACAAGAAACUCGAACCCCCGCCAAUAUUCGAUCCAAUGGAAGUGUUUCCCGAUCUCAUGGAAGAAAACAACGUGAGCUUUAGCUCGAGAAACAUCGAGGACAAACCCCUUGAACCGCCACCAAUGUUCGAAAUUGGCGAACCACCCGAAUUCGUUCAGGAAUGUGAUACAAAACCAAUAGUGAUGAUAAAAAAAUCAAAGAAACUCGAUCAUCGGGAAGAAAUGAAGGAAAUUCUUCAACAACCACCACCAGCAUUCGAUCCACGUGGUCCACCGCCAUCUGUCACAAUAUUAACCGAUGUUAUACAACCGCCAAAAGUAUUCGAUCCCCGUCUAUCGUCACAGCAAAGAAUGGAUUUCGUCGCACCGAAUGAAAUUGUUCCCACCACUUGGCCAUCGGCUAUGAUUGACUAUACAAAUUACGCACCACCAAUGCACACAAUACCAAUGUCACAAACAAAUAAUUUUCUCCCCAGUUACAAUAUCCCAUUGCCAGAAUAUCCACCGCCUCUACCUCAGGAUCCCCAACCGUCAAUUCAAUCAUCCUCACUAUCAAUGCUCAACAUGGAGGAUGAACUCGAAGAAAUGCAAGAGGCCAUGGAAUUUGCCAAACAAUUAAUGAACAUGUCCGAAUCGAAUGGCGAGAAGCAAACCGAAAGAAAAACAAAGAAUGAAAAAAAGAAGAAGGAGUACAACAAGAAGGAUGAGAAGAGAAAAAAGGACAUUGAAUACGGUCCUGAAAAUCUACAAGACGUACCGAUACCAACCGAAGAAAUUCCCGAAGAUCAAAUAAGACCAAAAGUUGUCUUCAAUCUGAAUAAAGUGAAACGAAUUCACAAAAACGACGAAUGGCAACAGCAAUUACAAGCCGAGGACAAUGAGGAAAGAAGAAAGAAAAAAUUACCCAAGGAGAAAUUCGAUAAAGAAAUAAUUCCCGAGGAAGACGAGAAGCGACGACGACGUACCUCGAAGGACAAGAAGGACGAGAAACCCUCAACAUCUUCGACAAUAUUUCCCGAUAAGGAAAGAAUACCACUUCUCGAUAAGGAAAGAAUAGUUCACGAUAAGGAAAGGACAGUUCAAGAUAAGGAAAGGACAUUUCACGAUAAGGAAAGUGGGAAGAAGACAAAAAAUGACAGUACAAUACAUCAAGAAAUAUGGCGGAAUAAGGUGAUAAAUCAAUUUCUAAAAAUGAGUAAAAAUGAUAUAAACAAUAUGAUUAAUAACACGAGUUUGAGACGAUUUGAUAUGGCAAUGAAACAAUUGGUGAAGGAACGAAAAACUUCGUUGUCCCAAGAGAUGAGAAUCAGUGAGGAGGAGAAGGUGCGCGAUUACGAUGGUGAUCAAUUUAUGACACAAUUGAGUGCAAUGCUAGAUCCGGGUGUAAGGGAAUCGGUUGAUAUUACUAAUUUACCAACUGAAUUCAUUCAACAUUUGAGCGCUGUUCUUCAUUUGGAUCCAAUGCCAGGUGGUGAGGAUGUCGGGGAAAUUGAAGUGAUGGAUUCGGAUGAUUUUCUUCAGCAAAUGGUAAUGGCGAAUAAGAAACAACAACAGCAAAUGCAGCAGGAGCAACAGGAGCAGGAGCAGCAAAUGAUGAAUGAGGAUGAAUAUACGCAUUUGCCGAAACAUUCGCAUUCGUCACCGAAUUCGACGGUUCAAUCGUUGCCGGCGAUUGAGAAAAAGAGGAGUCGACAUCAUGAGAAGAAAAUUGUUCACGUUAUUCGAGUAAAAGAAGGAAGUAAUCAGAGCGAUGGUUAUGAACAAGCGUCCGCCUCUCGAUCAUCAUCAAAGGAAACGAAAUCGUCUCGAGAACGAGAAAACGGCGACGUGACGGUGAAAAAUUCCCUGAAGGAGAGUCAAGCUCUGAGAGAGGCGCAAAUUCGUGAGGCACAUUUGAGGGAACUGCAGAUACGGGAGCAACAAGCACGCGAACAACAGGUGCGAGAUCAACAAGCACGCGAACAGCUUCUUCGCGAGCAACGCGAACAGGAAUUAAAGGAACAAUUGGCGCUGAAGGAAAAACAAGAGCGUGAGGCGCGCGAGGCAAAGGCACGUGAGGCAAAAUUACGUGAAGCAAAAUUACGUGAAGCACAACGCGAGGCACAACGUGAAGCUCAACGCGAAGCACAACGUGAAGCGCAACGUGAAGCUCAACGCGAAGCCGAAAUCAAGGAAUUAAAAAAGAAGCAAGCACACUUAAAAGCUCAAUUAGCACGCGAGUUAAUUGAAAGUGGUUCGACAAACAAAGAAGCCGAAAAUCCAUCGUCACAUCUCACUUCUGUUCUCGACGAUAUUUUCAAACCCGGUAUUCAAAAGGUGAAACCCGAUCGAAGCGUGAAUGUUGCCGUGAACGUCGUCGCUGAAACGCCCCGAACAAAGCCAAAUAGAAGCGAAGUUGUCACAAAACCACCCGGUAAAUAUCCAACACUAGGUACAAUGGAACGUACUUUAGACGAUAUAUUCAGCGCCGGAAUUGCCAAAGCAAAAGCCUCAUCGAAACCCAUUGCCGAACAGAAUUUGGAACUCCAACAAAUGUGGACCCGAAAGAAGCGGGAAAAUGUCGAUACGUUCAGAAAUUUGACCAAAGAGGAAUGGGAGGCGAAACAUGGACACACCAUGAGCGAUGCUCUCGAAAAGGAAUUCAAUGCAUUAAUGUCCCGACGAGCUGAUAACGAAUCGCUGCAUUCCAAGGCAAAGGAAACCCGAAUCGUUGAGGUGUGCGAUCGAUCACAAAAGAAGCCAUAUCAAUGGGACGAGACGCCAAUUCCCGAGAGGGAUAAUAAUGACGAAAGCACCGAACGUUUACUUGUCCGUCAAAAGGAGCAUCUCGAGGAUGGUGAAAUUUCCGAAAGUGAUGACGACAGUGACAAUGAUAGUUCAUCGAGUUCAUCAACAUCGAGCGACAGUACAAGUAGUGAAAAUAUUGCUCCCGAUGUUACAAAACUAUUAAAAGUGAUAAAAGAACGUGAAAAAGUGGCAAAGAAAAAAUCUUUAAAUGAAGCGAUACGCGAUGAGGUUGCCGCCGAUAUUGAGAAGCGUAAACGCGAAAAGGAACGGCAUAAGGAGAAAAAAUCACGUAAACGAAAAAGACGUGAGAAAAAGGGUAAGAAGAAAAAGAAAACUCGUCGUCAUAAGAAAAAAACAAAACGCAAUUCAAUAUCAGGCUCGGAGAAGGAGAUACCAAUGAAAUUAUUGACUGAGGAUGAAAUUAAAAAGGAAGUGAAAAUUGAACCAAUUUCACCUGAGGAGAAACGAAGUGAGAAGAAAUUAUUGCCAAUUAUUGGACAAAAUAAAGAUGGUACAUUGAGAAAUUGUGAUAAUCGACAAAUUUCCAAUUCGCCGGUUAAGGUUAAUGUUGAUUAUGGUCAGGUGAAAAUGCAAUCACUGAAGACAAAGGCACAAUUGAAGCAAAUGCCAGAAGUGUCGAAUACGGCAAUUAUUGUUGAAUCGCCACCGCAGAACGAUGAGAAUUCGACGAUUAAAUUGGUCAACUAUGGCAGUGAUGCUCCAAUACAUGGGAAAAAUCUCAAUUUUCUUUCUUCGAAUGAAUCCGUCGCUAUUGAUAAUUUGGAGAAGGAAGUGGAAAAGUUGAAGGAAAAGGAGAAAGAGAAAGAAGAAAAAUUGAAGGAGAAGGAAAAGGAAAAAUUGAAAGGAAAGGAAAAGGAGAAAGAGAAAGAAAAGGAAAAAGUGAAAGAAAAAGAGAAAGAAAAGGAAAAAGAGAAGGAAUUAGAAAAAGAGAAGGAAAAGGAAAAAGAGAAGGAAUCGGACAAGGAGAAAGAGAGGAAAAAAGAAAAAGAGCAGGUGAAGGAGAAGGAGUUCGAGAAAGAAACGGAAAAGCCACUGGAAAAGGAAAGUGAAGAAAAGAAAUUGCAAGAAAUUUUAGAAACUCCCAAGAACGAUGAAAAAAUUUCGGAUUUAAUUCAAGAGAUGGAGAAGAAGAAUGACGAGGUUGAUAAAAGUUCGGAAUUGAAAAAUUCGUCGCCUACUGAGACCAAAAUUGUCGAGGAACCUUCUAAGAAGUCCGAAAAGCCACAAACUUCAAAGAAAAAUCAAAGUAAAACGACAAGAACGAAGGAAAAAGUUCAUUUGAGAAGUGAUGAUGAGAAGAAGCCGAAACGAAUCGACAUUCAAGCUUACAAAGCACGGACAAUCGAGCGAAAGAAAAAGGAACAACAAAAGCUGAAGGAAAUUGAUCAAAAUCCAAUUUCAUUAACAACUAAUCUUCUCAACAUUCCGUUAGGGAGUAAAUCACGAAUUAUUGAAAAAUCCCUCGAGACAAAGAAGAAAAAUAAAAAUAUUCAACAAAAUGAAAUAACAGAGAAAAAAAUAAUAAUUGAAAAUAAAAAAAUCAACGAUGAAAUUCUCAAACAAAAAAUACAAGACGAGACAAAAAUAAUUUCACGUGAUCCACGUCUUGCACCUAAAAUAACGCAUGAAAAAACAAAAUUAGAUCCAAAUAAAAAUAAUGUCAAUGAUAAUAAAUUACAAGACGAGAGUAAAUUUAAAUUCAUCAAAUCUGAAGGCGGUAAGGAGAUGAAAUUAAAAAAUAAGCCAAAAAUUGUGAAGAAAAUAAAAAAUGAAUUAACACCACUCGUUGUUAUUGAGCAAAAAAUUGAAAGUCCAGUUAGACGAUCAUCAAUAUCAUCGGAAUCGGAUCAAUCAUCGCAAAGUAGUUCGCAUGUAAUAAAAACAAAAACAAUUGACAGCAAGAGAAAACAAGAGAAAAACGAAUCGAAUACAAGAAAAAGUAAAAACGAUAUUAAAACACAAAAACAGGAAAUAACCAAUGAAAAUGUGACAACAAAAUGUGAUGAGAAAAUUCAAAAGGAAAAAUCAACUGAUAAUAAAUCAAAAGUCGAAGUGGAAAUAAAUGAAAAACCGAAAGAAAAUACUACUUUACCUUAUAAACCAGUGAGAAAGUUAAAAGUCUAUGGAAAAAAUACACAGGAAACGAAAAUAAAGGAGAAAAAAUUAAUUAGCGAUGGACUACCGGAUACAGUGCCCUCGGAAGAAAUAACAAAACAUUAUACAAUGGAGGUGGAGAAUUAUCCAAAUAUUCUACAGGAUUUAAUAGAAGAUCCAGUGGACGUUUGUCCGGCGAAAGAAGUAUUUUUUGGUAAUAUGUCAGUGAAGGAGGACGACAUCACCGAUAUUAAAUCAACAUUCGACAAUGAGGAUGAGCCAAUAAAAAAUAAACUUAUCAUCGACGAUAUUAAUCCAAUAGAAAAUAUUUUUGAUAACGUUCUUGAUGCCGAAUUACAAGAAGCAAAUAUCGUUUAUUCCGAUAUAAAUUCAUGUGUUCUUUCGUCAAAAACCGAUGACGAAAUUUUUGACGAACAAAGUGUCGAGAAACCAGAAUUAUUUCAUUUUGGUAUCGACGAUAGUGAUACAAAUUUAAGAUUAACCGAUGAUCUACCACCAAUUUUAACUGAACGUGAAAUGAAUUUACCAUUGAAUGACGAAAAAUUGGAAGGUGACGAAAAAACGCUUAUUGAACAAUUCGAUGACAGUGUGAAUGAUGAACAAUUUUUAAUAAAAAAUCCCCAAAGUUUAGAAAACCCCCCAACAGUUUACGAUAAAAAAGAACCCGAGGAAAGUGUUAAACAAUUAUUUGAAAAUACAAUCAACGAUGUAAAUUUGGAUAAUAAAGCGCCUGUUAUUUUCGAUGAUGAAUUCAAAAAUUCCGCGAGUCAAGUAACGCCAUCUGAUGAGUGUCACGUGACAGUUGAUGAAUCGCGCGAAACCGGCGAUUUGAGUCAUUUGUUAAACGAAAGCACUGGUCCGCACGUGGAUAUCGAUUCGGUUGAAGAAAAUACAUCGAGUGAAAUUGAAAAUAGAAAAAUUGUUGACCAAGUGGAAAAGUGUAUAGAAACGGAAAGUUCAAGUGCUAACGAAGUGAAAGAAACAAGAACGUUUUCCAGUGACAAAGACGAGUUGAAACCUGCAUUCUCAGAAACGACCGUUGCCAUUUCCGAUGAAACUGAAAUAUUACCCCCCUCAGAAUUUUCACUAGCCACCAAGUCCGAUAAACUCCCAUUUGAUUCGUUAAAUAAUUCCCAAAUUACCGAAAUUCAAUCGAACAAUAGACCAAAAAAAUUAUCCGAAUUUGUGCUUCAAACCGGUGUUAUGAUUCUCAAGGAUCUUAAAGAUAAUUACGAAGAAUCGAUAAUUGAUGGUGAAUUAUUAGACCCUGAAAUUGCAGUCUCCGAGAAGUGUGAUCAUCAAAUUAUUUCGGAAAAAACGGUAGAUCAAGAGGAGAAAACGGAAACCGAUUUUGAGGUUAGGUUAAAUCCAAGUGAAACUGAAACGGUGCAUUCGAAAAUGGAAGAUAAGGAGGAAUCGUCGAAAUCGGAAAAAGCGUUACAUAAAUUAAAACGUAAAAGAAGAAUGAAGAAAAAGAAGGAUAAGAAAAUUAAAGACGGACUAAAGGACGCUAUUAAACAAAGUGUAAAGCCUCUCACAACACAAUCACUCGUGGCGAGAAUGAAGGAAAUCGACGACGAAAUACAAAAAUUAAUGCUCGAGAAGCAAAAACUUUACGAAAUGAUGGCAAAUACAGAAAAUAACACGAAUCCAAACGAAAUUGCGACGAAAAAUGGCAACGAGGAACCUCCAUCGAGCGAUGAAAAGAAAUUAAAAAUUCCAAGUUCUGAAAAUGAAGAAUUCUCCAAAGAGGAAUUAUCAUCACCAUUGAAAGAAACGAACACAACAAAAUCUAAAGUGUCGAAAAAAAGUGCCGACGAAGAAGAGGGAAAAACAACCAUCGAGAAGAAAACGAAAAAAUUGACAAAACUACGAAAAACAAAUUUACCCGAUUCAAGUUCAGAGGACGAGGAAAUUGAAAGAAUAACAAAGGGAAAACAAAAGAAAUUACCCCGAGUUCGAGGUAAUAAAAAAUUAACAAUCACCGACGACGAACAGGAAAAUAAAUUCAAAAAAUUAACCGAAAGAUCACAAUCGCGAAUGAAGAAAAAUACAAUCAUCGAAUCAGAGGAUAAUGUUCCGAAAAAUAAAUCAAAGGCAAAAUUAUCCAGCGAUGAGGAAGAAUCAAAAUCACCCAAAAGACCAAAGAGUGUUAUGUUGAAAGUCUCGAUAAAAUCGUCGAGCGAAGAUGAAACACAAAAACGGAAUAAAAAAACCCCUCAAAAGAGACCAAAAAGUGUUAUGAAAUUAUUUUCGGAAAAAUUCAGUGACGAGCAGCGAAAGAAACCGGAGAAUACAAAACGACCGAAAAGUGUAAUGAAAUUAACAUCAAAAGUUAACGAAAGUUCCGAAGUGACAAGUGGCGAUGAAGAAGUUGCAAUGUUGAGUAGUUUAAAUAAUAAAAAAUUACCACCAAAAAAUAAUAGUGAUACAAUACGUGCGCGUCCAAAAAGUGCAAUGAAACCGACAAUAUCGAAAUUAAUUCCCACAAGUGACGACGAUGAGGAGAAUGAAAAUUUGAAAAAAAAGGAACGUGUAAAAUUGGAGAAAAAAAUUUCCAACAAACGUCCCAAAAGUGUAAUGAUGAAAAGUUCAAAAAUCGACGAAAGUGACGAGGAAAUUGUGAAAAGAAGAAGAACGACUACAGCAACCAAAGAUAUUCCAAUUUUAAACACUGCUGAGAGAAUAUUCGUCAAAAUUCGCGGCAAACACGAACGGGAUAAAUUCAAAAAGAAAGAAUCGCCGGAGAAAAAAGUGCAAAUUAUUGAGAAAAAUGAAAAAGUGUCGAAAAUCAGUUCGAAUAUAAUUAAUCGACUCGAAAAAAAGAAAAAUGAUUUACCCCCCGUUGGGAAAGUGGAAAAAAAGAAAAUUUCCCCAAAAAAGGACAAAGUGGAGAUUAUUGAUAAAAAACACAUGAGAUUGAAAACAAUCGACAGUGCUUUGAUUUAUUCCGACGAAAGUCAACUCGAACCGUUGGAAUCAAUUCGGGAUAAGAAAAAAAAUAACACCGCACUCGGUCUACUUGAACAGGAAUAUAAACGUGAAAUUGCCGAAGCAAAGAAGGCGAAAGAGAAGAAGAAGAAGCACCAAGAGAAAAAGGAGGAAACGGAGGAAAAUCUGACCGAAAAAGAAAUUCAGAAUCAACCAGGAGAUGUUUCUUGCAAAGGUUUCGACAGUGAAACGAAAAUCGAACCACCGAGUCUCCCAUCGUCACAAAACGAAAAAGUGCCCGAAUUAACGAAGAAUUUAUUCGCCGAAAGCAACGAGGACGAAAGUCUCAAUGAAGAAGUCCAGAGAAUAAAUUCCCAGAAUGAAAAUAAAAUCGACAUUGCCUUGAAUUCUUCACAUUCAAAAAUUGAAAUUGAAGUAAGUCCCAUUGAAUCGGAACAAGUAUUUUCUCAUCCAAGUUUCAAGGAAUUUUCCGACAAGGAUUCAACGCGUUCCGCCCUCUUGUCACCGAUUUCCGACGAUUCAUCAUCGAAAUCAGUCGAUUCGACCCGCAAACGUAAACGACCAACGCGAAGUGUAUCACGUGCGGGAAAAAUAAAUAAUCAACCAACCCGUCGAAGUUCGAGGCAUCAGGAAAGUGAAGAAGAACCGGAAAAACGAUCACAAGCCCUCUCCACAUCACAAUGUUCAGAAGGCGAACCACCGAGAAAGAAGAAAAAAAUAAACGAAAAAAUACUCUACUCCACGAUUCGCGAUCUCUUAAAAAUGGAAUUACGCCCGAAACGAAAAGAUCGAAAGAAAAGAAAACAAACAUUAAGCGAAAUGGAAAAUUGUAAAGUAAAAUUAGUCGAUUGUAAAUAUACAUAUAUGCGCGAUGAUUUACCCCCAGGUGUUCUAAAACGUUUAGGUCUCACGAAAAUCCACCAACAACAAAUCGAACAAAGGAUUGAUUUCCCAAAUUUAUUAUUACGAGAGGAAAUAAUGAAUAUGCAACCAAUCCGACGGAUUUCGAUGGAGGAGACGAAUUUGUAUAUUUUUAAACCCGUCGCAAGUGCUAAAAAACACGAGAUUGUGAAAACAAAUGCGGAAAAUAAUUUUAAUCCAUCAAUUUUUGAGGAAAAAUUAAAUAAUAAAAUUGUAGAAAAGGAGAAAAAUCGAAAAGACGAGAAAGACGAGGAGGAAGAAAAAAAUGUCACAUUGAAAAACGAGAAGGAGAAGGAAAAGGAGAAAAGUGAUAAGGAAAAGGAAGAAGAAAAAAUCGAGAAGAAAAGCGAAGAUAAAAUAAACGAGGGGGAAAAGGAAAGUGUGAAUAACGAGGAGAAAAUACCAACAUCAGUGACGAUGACAAAUAUUAUUACUACAAUGACUGCAGCGGCGAUGACAAUAGCGAUGACGACAACAACAGCAGGAAGUACAGCAACAACAGCAGGAGCAGGAGCAACAGCGGGGAAAGAUAAAAUCCAUCCGGAAAAUAAAGAAGUGAAAACCGAUUUAAAUACUCAAAAUACAAAUGAAGAGGAAUUGUUGACGAAUGGACCGAGCGAAGAGGAAAAAAUGAGCCAUAAUGAAAAUAUUGUUGGAGACGAAAGAACUGAUGAUGCGAACGAUAUUGCAAAAAUUCAGUACACUGUUCAUAAAGGACCAAUUUUAGAUAUCAAGAUCAUUGGCGAUUCAUUCUUGGCUGCAAGUGAGGAUGGAGCAAUCUACAGAUACAGUUUGACGUCGAAUGGAAUUUUAAAUAUUUACAAAGGUCACACGCAUGCAGUCACAUGCCUUUAUGUUUUAAAUCCUGACGCUAUGAAUCCAAAUCGAAAAUGGAUGUACUCUGGCUCCUUGGAUGGACAAAUGCGCUGUUAUGAUAUUGCGACUGGAGAACAAAUGCAAAGUCCAAUUAUUAUGGGAAGUGCUGUACAAUGUAUGGAUCAGGCAUGGGGAGCUAUUUUUAUUGGCACCACUUCAGGUCACGUUGCUCGUUAUCACAUAAAGGCUUCAUCCCUAAAAGGAGAUAAAAUACAAUUCUCGAAUAAAUCAGUUUUGGCAUUAAAAGCAACAAAUGAAGGACCAAGGAAAGUUCUUAUUGUGGCAUCAAGAAAUCAGCCGAUUACAAUACGCGACGCUUUUACUGGAUUAUUUCUACGGCAAAUCAGUGGUCAAAGGAAUUACACGGUUUACAGUUUGUUGAGGCACAAUAAUUUAAUUUAUUUUGGCACCAGUAGCACGUCCAUUCCCGUCUACGACUUCGUUACCAGUGAACAGAAAGUACAAUACAAUGCCGGUGUUGGUGUCGUGUGUAUGUAUUUGUAUGACAGACUAUUAUUCGCUGGUUGUUAUGACGGAAAUAUCUACAUUUUCGAUGUUAAGGAGGAAAAAUUAGUUUGCAGUAUUCCUGGCCCAGGAAAAAUGCUCUUGAGUAUGGCCAUUGUAAAUAAAAGGAUAAUCGCAGGCAGUAAAGAUAGGAGUCUACACUGCUGGCAAAUGCCAAAGCAGGCCCAGGAAUUGCUUGAUGAAAAUACAUAGCAACGAAGGAGGUGCACCAAUGACGAAUCUAGUCAAGUGUGAGCUCAAUCGUCAAAAAAAAAAAAAAUUAAUUAACUAAAAUAACAACUUGAUGUUCACCAUGAAACAACUAGAAUAUUAAAAAAAACCAGAAACAUUGAACACUUUUUCGAAAAAAAAACUGUGUUUUCGGGUUUUUAACGCAAAAAAGAUGGAUCGCA
Leptopilina heterotoma is the source of this 13396-nucleotide messenger RNA. RefSeq names its product titin homolog. Lineage: Eukaryota; Metazoa; Arthropoda; Insecta; Hymenoptera; Figitidae. The record is from RefSeq and is a predicted model, not a curated record. Bases 882 to 13196 code for a protein of 4104 amino acids. The transcript is spliced from 13 exons. Gene Ontology annotation, cellular component: membrane; cytosol. Gene Ontology annotation, molecular function: RNA binding; SH3 domain binding.